AUGCAGGAGUACUGUCCUUCUGUGAAAAACAUUCUUCUUCUGGAUUCGGAAGGGAAGCGUAUAGCUGUCAAGUACUAUUCUGAUGACUGGGCGACGAAUACUGCAAAAGAAACUUUUGAGAAAUCUGUAUUUACAAAGACUCAAAAGACAAAUGCUCGGACAGAAGCGGAGAUCACAAUGCUUGAGAGUAACAUUGUUGUGUACAAGUUCAUUCAAGACCUUCACUUCUUUGUUACCGGGGGUGAAGAGGAGAAUGAACUAAUCUUGGCCAACGUUCUUCAGGCUUUCUUUGAUGCUGUUGGUCUCCUCCUGAGGGGCAAUGUUGACAAAAAGGAGGCACUUGAAAAUCUGGAUCUCAUUCUUUUAUGCAUUGACGAAAUUGUUGAUGGCGGAAUUAUUCUUGAAACUGAUGCAAAUGUGAUUGCCGGAAAGGUUGCAAGCCACAGCAUGGAUGCUGGAGCACCUUUAUCUGAGCAGACAAUUAGUCAAGCAUUGGCCACUGCACGCGAACAUUUCACAAAAUCCCUGCUGAGGUGA
Molecule: messenger RNA, 537 nt
Organism: Ilex paraguariensis (yerba mate)
Lineage: Eukaryota; Viridiplantae; Streptophyta; Magnoliopsida; Aquifoliales; Aquifoliaceae
Source: the annotation of a GenBank genome assembly